UUUUCAAUUCACCUUGGGUGUUUGUGUGUGGGGACUGAACUAAAUGCUUGUCCCUGGUAGUCUACAGAGGGCUAGGCUACGGCGCAGACUCAAGACAACACAUUCCUUCGACGCUUCACUUUCUCAGUUGACGCGACGGCGACACGGCGACGGUUUCUGACGUGAAGCAAGGAUACAUUAGCAGCUUUGGUCUAGAUAAUAUCUUCUUCGCAUGACUGCGACCCGACACAGACCAACUAUUUGCAACGCUGCAAAGUGCGCAUUUGCUGUCACAUUCGGACGGAUCAUAACGUCAGAACGGUGCAUUACAAACCCCCGGGGUUGGUGUGCGGUGCGUCCCAAAAAAACAAGAGGACGACAUGUACAGGCCUAAUCUUUGAACGUCUCAGGCAUAUCCGUUACCGAGAUGAAUUUGACACUGAAUUUGAUUAAGGUUUCGGUUCUGGCAGUUUGCCACGCUCCGUUCUAAAGCACCGAAAAAGGGAAGGGCUUUCUGUCUUUACUACUAUGUUAGGUUACCGUCGCUUCCUGGUUUCUUUGCGGAUAAAUAAAUAACUAUUUACAACCAAUUACGGAAUAAAAACGGAUGUUAAAACUGAGAUGAUGUAUAGCAUGACCGCGAAUGGGAGCGCGUCGUGAGGUCCACCGUUUGAUUGUUUUUAAUCUGCACAUCUGUUUAUGUCCUUCUCCCGAGAGAUUUACUGACUGACUGAGUAGCCUGAAUAUUACAACAACAAAACAUCUAUCCUGAUUUGGACAUCCGGACGUCGAUGACUCUAUAGGCUAUUCCACCGGGAUCUAACCGACGCAGCCAACCGUCACCACGCAUGGGUCAGCCGGGGGCUCGGAUCCCCCGGGGCUGGAGGACUCAGGCCCGCUGCCAGGAGGAUGUCGACCCGGAGAGGGAGAAGCAAUGGGUGGAACUGUUCGACGAACUGGACUUGAACAGUGAUGGAGUCAUCGAUAUCCACGAGCUCCGGGUGGGGUUGGCGAAACGUGGGCUCUCCCGCCGCGCGGUGGACCGGCAGAUUGUCAAGGAGGGGGACAGCAACAAUGAUGGAGAGUUGGACUUCCAGGAGUUCAGGCAGUACCUCCGCUCCCACGAGGAAGAGCUCCGACUCAUGUUCCGCAGCCUGGACCGCAACAAUGACGGUGAGAUAGAUGUAUCAGAGAUUCAGCAGUCCCUUCAAACUCUGGGAAUAGCUGUGAGUCUAAAGGAGGCUGCCACGAUCAUGAAGAGUAUUGACAGGGAUGGUAACAUGACCAUAGACUGGGAUGAGUGGCGAGAUCACUUCCUGUUCAACCCCAUACACAGUCUGGAAGACAUCUCUCGCUACUGGAAACACUCUCAUAUGCUGGACAUAGGAGACAACCUGACCUGUCCUGAUGAGUUCUCCGAGCAGGAGAAGAAGUCGGGCUUUGUCUGGAGACAGCUGAUGGCUGGAGCUAUGGCAGGAUCAGUCUCCCGGACCGGCACCGCGCCACUGGACCGCCUUAAAGUCUUCCUGCAGGUGCAUGGCUCGACCCCGGGGAACCCUGCAGGGGCCCUUGGGGUGGGGAACAUGAUCAGUGGGCUGAGGGCCAUGGUGAAGGAGGGGGGGUUCAGUUCCCUGUGGAGGGGCAACGGGGUCAACGUCCUGAAGAUCGCCCCCGAGACCGCCAUCAAGUUCUGGGCCUACGAACAGAUCAAGAGGUGGAUGCGUGGCAGUAAGGAGAGGGGACCUCUGAGGGUUCAUGAGAGGUUUGUAGCUGGGUCAUUAGCAGGAGCUACCGCUCAGACAGCCAUCUACCCUAUGGAGGUCCUGAAGACUCGUCUGACCCUGGGGAAGACAGGCCAGUACACCAGUGUGUUAGACUGCGCCAGACAGAUCCUUCACAGGGAGGGCAUCAUGGCCUUCUAUAAAGGAUACGUACCCAACAUCAUAGGCAUCAUACCCUACGCUGGCAUUGACCUCGCCGUCUACGAGACUAUGAAGAAUGCGUGGCUAGCGAGGCACACAGAUUCAGCAGACCCAGGUGUUUUCGUGUUGGUGGGGUGUGGGACCAUGUCCAGUACCUGUGGUCAACUAGCCAGUUACCCUCUGGCUCUGGUCAGGACACGCAUGCAGGCACAGGCCUCUGUGAAGGGCGGCCCUCAGCUCUCCAUGCUAGGUCUGUUCCAGAACAUUGUGACCCAGGAGGGCGUGGCCGGCCUCUACCGCGGCAUCGCCCCCAACUUCCUGAAAGUCAUCCCUGCCGUCAGCAUCUCCUACGUAGUCUAUGAACACAUGAGGUGGAGAAUAGAGAAAUCUCUGGGAUAGGAUGACACCAUCUCCAUGUUGUGUGGUUGGUUGGUCCUGAAGUAGGAAGUGAUACUCCACUGGAACCUUGGAACCACCAGGACUUCUAGAACUUUUCCUAUUGGAACCAGGGUGACUUGAGAACUUUUCACAGUGAAAAGGGACCAGUAGCAAUCUACCUCCCAUGACUCAUUGUAGGUGGAAGAAGAGGAUGAGGAAGAGGAAAAGACGAGGUGUUGAAGACUUGCUUUCGAUGAUCUGAAAGGAUUGGGAUGUGCUUGUGGACACAGGAUGUAAAUAAACCUCUGCCUAUGAGAUUAUUCUAAAUUAUAAUGCUGUGAGGACAUUUUAGACAGCCGGAUGAGAAACAAACACAUUAAACCUUGUACUGUAUUUAGGGUUGCAAAAUUUCAGUAACUUUCCCCAAAUUCCCUGAUUUUCCAGAAAUCCUGGUUGGAAUUUUUCUGGAAUCAGACAGAAAUAAGCACAAAAUCCAUAAUCCUCCAACCAUGUUUUAGAAAACCUGGGAAUUUGGGGGGAAAAUACUGGAUUUUGCAACCCUACAUUGAAACUUUAGUUUUUUCUGAAUCCCAGUUACUGUGGUAAGUUUCAACAAAGAGUUUUAUCAAGAGUUUUAUCAAAGUAUGUAAAUAGUUAGAGAUGCAUGGUUUAUUCAAGUGCUAAAGCCAAUAGAACACAGCCACGCGCUGAUGUCAUCACGAUGAUGAUACGACUCAAAGGUGAUCCCCCUUUUACGUGUGUGUCAGUGUGUGUGUGUACAGCGAGUAUGUGUGAUUUUUGUCUCACACAAAGUAUUAUAAAACUCCAGAAUGCCAAAUCAA
Messenger RNA from Salmo salar (Atlantic salmon), 3121 nucleotides. The record is from RefSeq and is a predicted model, not a curated record. Lineage: Eukaryota; Metazoa; Chordata; Actinopteri; Salmoniformes; Salmonidae.